AUAGACACUUGUAGUCACUGGAGCUGCUGCUUAAGCUCUGCAGUUUGUUUCAACUCCUCUCAGGACAGAGGACCAGUUUACUGCUGACAAAGGAUGGGUUUUGGGGAGGACCUGUGGUGUCCACAGGCACACACAGCCGUCAUGGGGCUGCUGGACUCUGAACUCCACCUGAUGGAGGUCAUGAAAAAGUGGAUGGGUCAGCGAGCCAAGAGCGAGCGGGAGUUUUCCGUGCAGCUCCACAGCAUGACUGCCUUGGUGGAGAAGAUGGACCGACCUCAGAACGGACAAGAUUACAUCAGUCAGCUGAACAAGUCAUGGGAGGUCCUGGUCUUGCAAACGGAGUCUCUCAGUCAGUUGAUGAAGAUGCGCUCUGAGGACCUGCUGAAUGGUCCCAUCAGCAAGCUGACUCUGCUCAUCAGAGACAAGCAGCAGCUCCGCAAAAACUACGCAGAACAGUGGACACUUCUGAGGCAGGAGCUCAACAAGGUGACCAACACAGAGCUGGAGAGGCUCAAGAGCAGUUACAGGCAGGCAGUGAAAGAUGUAGCUCAGGCAAAGAGGAAGCAUCAGGAUGCCAGUAAAGACAAGGAUCGAGACAAGAACAGAGAGCGUUACAUCAAGGCUUCAGUCAAACUCCACGAGCUCCAUAACGAGUAUGUGUUGUCUGUGCGAGCUGCUCAGGUUUACCAUCAGCACCACUACAGUCAGAUCCAGCCUGCCCUGCUCAGCGCAAUCCAGAAUCUCCAGCAGGAGAUGGUGCUCAUACUAAAAGAGAUCCUGCAGGAGUAUUUUGACAUCUCCACCCUCCUCCAUCAUGAUGUAGUGCGCAUUCACAGAGAGAUGUCAAAUGUCCUGACUGUGAUCAACCCGAGCAAAGAGUAUGAGAGCUUUGUCCAUCAGAACAGGUCCAUGGGAGAGAUUCCUGCGUGUGCUGAUUUUGACUGUAGCCUUUUGGAGGAUUCAGAGAAUUUGAAGCCCCGAGAAAUUGAGCUGAACAAUCUCACAUAUGAGAGGAUCCAGCACAAACUGACGGCAAUAGAAGAGGAACUGCUGGAGCUGUCGCGGACUCUGGGCUCUCAGCAAAGUGCAGUCGAGCAGCUGGAGUUGGAGUUAGAAGAGGAGCAGGGGGGAGUCAAAAAAGGGCAGAGGGUCUACCAGUUCAGCAAAAGACAUGCAAUGGAGGAGUGCAGACAGCAGGUUCUUCUGUCUCAGGGAAUCAGAGCCAAGCUGGAGGUUCAGAGGAUUCUUCUGAAGGAGAAACUAGACCAGCUGGGCUCCAGAGAACCUCCCAGUGCUUUGGACAUGGACUCUGUUUCUCUGACAUCCACCACAAGCAAUGAAAACAAUCUCCCUUCUGGUAAAUUCCUCGUGGAUGGGAUCAUAAAUAACCUGAGCAGCUUGUUCAGGCGUGAGGGUCAACCGACCAACCCCAAGCAGGACGUAAAUCGACCUUUGGAUGAGCAGGACUGGUACCACGGAGCCAUUCCCAGACUAGAAGUCCAGGAGCUGCUGAAAAAUGAUGGAGACUUCCUUGUGCGGAAGAGUCAAGAGAAGCAAGGUUAUGUUCUCUCUGUGCAGUGGGAUGGAUCCUGCAAACAUUUCCUCAUUCAGGACACGGAUAAUUUGUAUCGUCUGGAUGGUGAAGGUUUCCCCAGCAUCCCACUGCUGAUCCAUCACCUAAUGUCAUCACAGCAACACAUCACCAAGAGGUCGGAUGUUGUCUUGAAGAAACCAAUACUGAAAGAUAAAUGGGCUCUGGAGCAUGAUGACAUCAUUUUGGGCCCUCUGAUUGGAAGGGGUAACUUUGGAGAGGUGUACAGAGGUCAGCUGCGUUCUGAAAACACUUUUGUAGCUGUGAAAACCUGCAGGGAGAAUUUGGCUCCGGAGCACAAGAGCAAGUUCCUGAUGGAAGCCAGGAUCUUGAAGCAGUAUGACCAUCCAAACAUUGUCAAGCUGAUCGGAGUUUGCACACAGAAGCAGCCCAUCUACAUCAUAAUGGAGCUCAUCCAAGGUGGAGAUUUUCUGACUUUUUUGCGGAAUGAAGGCCACAGUCUGGCGACAAAGGUGCUGGUCAAAAUGACAGAAAAUGUGGCAGCGGGCAUGGAGUAUCUGGAGAGCAAGAAAUGUAUCCACAGGGAUCUCGCAGCAAGGAAUUGUCUGGUUGCAGAAAACAACGUGGUGAAGAUCAGUGACUUUGGGAUGUCCCGUCAGCGGGAUGACGGCGUGUAUUCGACAGAGGGUGGCCUCAGACAGAUCCCUGUCAAAUGGACAGCUCCUGAGGCCCUGAACUAUGGUCGUUACACUACAGAGAGUGAUGUCUGGAGUUUUGGAAUUUUACUUUGGGAGACUUUUUCUUUGGGAAUGACGCCCUACACAAGCAUGGGCAAUCAACAGACACGAGAGGAGGUGGAGAAAGGGUACCGGAUGUCUGCUCCGCAUAACUGCCCUGUGGAAAUUUCCAGGAUGAUGAGCAGCUGCUGGCAGUAUGACCCCAAAAACAGACCAUGUUUCAAGAAACUCCGUGCUGAUCUUAGUGUCAUAUACAAAAAGAUUACGUGAUAAAACCUUAAAUUUGAUCUCUUUUUUUUUCUAUUUGCAUAUCAGCCAAUUUCUCAGCAGAUGAGUUUCAAAUAAAAACCCUUUAAUGCCAAAAGUAAUGGUUUAGUGUCCUUCUAUUGUGGAGAAAGAAAGCUUUGCAUGACACACAAUUCUGGCUUUUCAGUAAAAAGCAUAACUAAGAAAGUAAAUGACCGUGUCGUGACCAUGUGUCAGACAAAAGUAAUGAAGUCAAACCAGCUUUUAACUGAUUGCAAAUGUAUUUUAUGCAAAAUGCAUAAUGCAACUCUUUCAUUUCUGAGCCUGUAGACAUGCAUCUUUUCUGACAUGGUGACAGAUUUAAAAAAACUUCUUUUUUUAAUCAGAAAAGCAGUUAAAAUGUCUGUAAAGGUGUUUUUAAAACACACAACAUCCUGAAUUGAAGCACUGUUAGUUGUAUUUCUUUUUUUUGUUUGUUUUUUGGCUGAUGUUAUUUAUGUGCGACCAUCACAAAAAGCGAUAGAAAUUGAUGUUUUGUUGUUGGCCGCAUAUAUUUAAAGUUAAACUUAAAGUUAAAGUCCCAUAAUCUGUUGGCCACCUAGGUGUGUGAAAUGUGUUCUCUGUAUUCAAUUAAUUCCCUGGAGGAGCGGUGAGCUGCAGAAACAGCUGCGCUCGGCAACCGCAACCGUAAUCCUAACCUUAACCCCUCUCUCUGGGUCCGUUCAGCACUGGCCACACAAUUUUUAAAAUAAUGUGCAAAUAAACACUUUUUUUUAUAGUUUUUUUUUACUUGAAAAGAAAUCUGCUUUUAUUUUUUCUAGUUUCUGCAAUUAAUUUGGUUUGUGUGGUUGAAGUUUCUGCAGAGAUGUAACAAGCUAAAUUUAAUGUUACACAAAUUCACAGAACUUUUGCCAAAUAAAGACCAUGUUAAUGUCUGCUUUA
Oryzias latipes (Japanese medaka) is the source of this 3477-nucleotide messenger RNA. It is a transcript of the gene fes, whose product is annotated as FES proto-oncogene, tyrosine kinase. NCBI's taxonomy places the organism in Eukaryota, Metazoa, Chordata, Actinopteri, Beloniformes, Adrianichthyidae. The record is from RefSeq and is a predicted model, not a curated record. Gene Ontology annotation, molecular function: ATP binding; non-membrane spanning protein tyrosine kinase activity. Gene Ontology annotation, biological process: peptidyl-tyrosine phosphorylation.